This is a messenger RNA of Plasmodium relictum, 7581 nucleotides long. RefSeq names its product reticulocyte binding protein, putative. The transcript is spliced from 2 exons. The record is from RefSeq and is a predicted model, not a curated record. Lineage: Eukaryota; Apicomplexa; Aconoidasida; Haemosporida; Plasmodiidae. The coding region runs from base 1 to 7581 and encodes 2526 amino acids.
AUGACUAGUAAACUAACUGUAUGUACUACAAAAGGUCAAUGUUAUAAGAAAAAUGUUAAAAUAGCUUUAAACAAGUCUAAAUAUAACACAAACAAUUUAUUGUUUUAUUUGAAUUUAAAAAAUAACGAAAAAUUCAAAAAUUCUUUUAUCAGUGAAUAUGAAAACAAAAAAAAGAAAGAACCAAAUAGUACUAAAAAUUCUUUUAUUCAGAGUAAAAUUUUAGUAUCAACAGAUGAAAUUUUAAGAUAUUAUAACAAUUUCGUUGAUGAAAUUAAUAUUCAUUUUGAUACAAUAACAAAAUAUCACAUAAAUGCAGCUGCUUAUGAUGAUUCGAGUUCAUAUCUUUCAAAUUACAAAAAUGCUUUUAAUAGAAAUACCAAAAGUGAUAUAGAAGAGCUUUCAAAAUGCACAAAAGAAAUCAUGAAGUUCUUUAAAGAAACUAAACAGAAAAUGCAAGAAGAAUUUUACAACUUACUAUCUCUCAAAGAGGAUAAUAAAACUAAUCAAUAUCAAUUAGGAUAUCAAAAAUUCAAAUCAAACAUACAAAAGCAUGAACUAACUACAAGAUCAGAGAUGAGAACAUGCGGACAAAAAAAUAAAGGAGCUUAUAAUAGUCUGUACCGGUUGAUACGUGAUGAGUUUUGUACUAAUGUAGAAUGUAAUUUAAUGGUAAGCAUAGAUAAAAAACAAGUAAAAAAAUCUAAUUUUGUGUAUUCAAAAGUUAUGGAUGAAUAUAAAGAAAAAAUGUUAACAUAUACACGUUCUAAUAAAGACGUCUUAGAACAAAUUAGCACUUUUUUAAAUUCUGAAGUAGUACAAAUAAUUAUAAAAGAAAACAUAUGUGAAAAAACAUGUAGAAAUUCCUUAAGGAUGUUAGUUAAAAAAAUUGAUGACACCGAAAAAAUAUAUAAAAACGGUAUAGAUAAAGAAAAUAAAUAUUAUAAUGAAUUUCAAAGUGAUUGUUCAAGAGCACAAACACUCUAUUUGCAGAAAGAAUAUAUUUCAAAUACUCUUAUCAAAUCUUUAGAAAGAUAUGAAGGAUUUGUCUGUUAUAACAAAUGGAAUUCUGAGUUAAAAAAAAAUUUUGAUGAAGAUAAAAAACAAUUUGAUAGCAUUCUUCAAAAUGUAUUAGAAGAAUUAGGAAAAAAUAUAGUUUCACUAGUUUAUCCUGAAAAUAUAGCAACAGAAAGCAAUCAAAUUUUUUCAAAAGCAACUGAAAUAUAUAAUCGUACAGUAAAUAUGAUUCGUGAACAUUUUAUAGUAUUAGAAAAUUUAUCGUAUAAAUAUAGUAUUAUAGAAAUUUCCAAUAUCAUAGAUGAACUUACUCAAUUAUAUUCUGAUGUAUUUAAUUAUGAAAUUAGUUUGAAAGAUAAAUAUAGAGAACUGAACAUGAAAUAUAAAUCGAUUGAAGAUAAUAAAAAUGAGGUAGAAAAAAUAAAAGGAACAAUUCAACUAAGGGAAAAUAAAUUAGUGGAUCUUACAUAUGAUGUAUUAAAUAAAAAAAAAAAAAUUGAUGAUAUAAUAAGAUCAGCAAAAAACGAACUUGAUACAUUAAAUGAAUAUGAUCAAGAAUUAAAAACAUUAAUAGGAGAAAUUGACUUAAAAAAAACACAAGUUCAAACAAAAAAAGAUAAAAUAGAAGAAUUAAAAAGACAGGAAGAUGAAAAAAUCAAAAAUGUAAUAGAAGAAAUAAAAAAAUACCUAGGAAAAAUAAAUGAGAAAAAAAGCAAUUAUAAAACAAUUAUAGAUAUAAAAGAAAGUUCCAGAAAGGAUUUAAAUAUCAUUAAAAAUUUUAAAAGUGAGACAUUUUUUAAUGAUAAUGAAUACACAGAAAAAAUACAAGAGAUGGAUGGAAAAAUAAGCUCAGCUUUAGAAGAAUUAUUUAAUAAUGGGAAAUUAGAAGAAUCAUUUAAUGAAAUAUCAAGAUUUUUAACUGAAAAGAAUUCAUUAAAUUAUGAGGAAAAUAACAUGGAAAAACUUAAUAUAAUAUUAGAUGAAACACAAAAAAAAAUUUCAGAAAUAGAAAAUACUAUUAGUAACGCUACAAGUAUUAUAAAUGAAAAAGUAACACCUAUAACAAAAAAUAUUGAAGAGCUUAAGAAUGAAAUAAUAACAAAGUCAAUUGAAGAUUUAUAUAAUAAAAUAAAUAAUUCAUUUGAAACUUUUAAUGUUUCAAUUAAUUCAAUAUCUGGGUAUACGAAUGAAUAUGAAAAAGAAAGUAAAAAAAUGAAAAAAUUUGAAGAUGAUAUAACAAUUCAAAAGAAUGAAUUGUUGCACAAAAACAAUGAAAAAUAUAGUAAUGAAUUGGAAGAAAAAGAUAUCUCUCUAACUGCUUUAGAUCAUGAAAAAAUCUCUGAAAAGAAAAAAAAUAUAGAAGAACAUAUUAAUAAUAACAGAAGUAUCAUAAGUACAAUUGAAAAGGAAUUAGAAUUAUAUGAAAAAAUAGAAAAAUACUUUACUAUGUCCAAGGAUCAAACAAUUGUAAGUAACAUCAAAGGUUUAAAAGAACAAAUUUGUCCUGUAGAUAUGAAUAAUAAAUUAAAGGGUUUUCAAACGAAACUUAGUAAUACAACAAAUAUAAUAGAAAGUAGUAUAAAAAAUAUUGAAUCAUAUAAAAAAAUUAUAGAAGGUAUUUAUAUUCUAAAUAAAAUUAUAAAUAUGUCUGAUAACUGUAAUACAUCAAUUAAUAAUUUAAGAAAAAAUACAGAUUCCAUAAAAAAAAAAAUAGAUGAAGAAGAUGCUAUAAUUAGUAGAGAAAAUAAAGUAGAAGAAAACAUAAAAAAUAAUUUUUUAAGCAAAAUUAGAAAAAAAAAAGAAGAUACAGAAGAUAUAAUAAGAAACAUUGAUGAGUUAAAAAAAAAUCUAACCGAAAUUAUAGAAUCAUCUAUUAAUUUAAAGGAAAAAGCUAAUGGUGUUAUUAUAUUAGAAACUUUAGAAGAACAUUUAAAGAAUGUAUCAAUUCAAGAAUCUCGUUUUAAUGAUAUUACAAAGAAAAUAGAUGAAACAAGAGUAUCAAUUGAGUUAUUAAAUAAGAAAGUUGAUAGUGCAAUAAAAGGUCAACAUGACGAAAUUUCAAAUAUAUUUCAUAAACAUAUUAUUGAAUUAUAUGAAAAAAUAAAGAAUGAUACACAAACAAAUUCUAAAAUUAUAAAAGAUACAGAAGCAUGUUUGCAAAAUUAUGAUUUCGAAAAUGAUAUAGAAAAGGUUAAGAAAGAAAAGAAUAAGAAAAAUUUAAAAGAUAUAUCACAGAGCAUUAAAAAUAAAAUGGAAGACGUUAAUAAAAUUAAUAAAACAAUUAUAGAUAUACAAAAUAAAUCUCAAAAGUUAUUUGAUGAAUCUAAUAACGAAAAAAGCAGAGAAAAUUCAAGUGAUAAAAAAAACAAUAUAAAAAAAAUUUAUGAGACAAUGGCAGAAAUAUUAAAAGAAUUGGAAAAAGAGAUAACAAAUUUAGGAUAUUACUUAGUAAAUAUAAAGGAAAACAAAAUACAGUAUAAGAAGGAAUCAGUAAACUAUACUGUUGAUCAAAUUAAUGAUGAAAAAGAAAAGGCUAACAAAAGAAUGGAAAUUAUUGAUGAACUUAAGAAAAAAAUUAUUCAAUUGAAGGAAAAAACAAUAGAUAUCUCGAAGGAUGAAUUAGAAAGUUUUAAUUAUGAAAUUCCUGCUAGUAAAGCUAAAGAAAAUCAACAAAAAAUAAAUGAAUUGGUACAAGAAGCUAAUGCAUUAAAAGAAAAAGUAUCAAGUGAUAAUACAGAAAGUGGAAUUGAUAAUAUGCAAAUAAUUAUUGAAACAAAAUUAAGAAAUAUCAUAAUAGAAAAUAAUAGCAUAGAUAAUGCAUCUUACGAAAUGGAGAACAUGGAGAAAUGUUUAAUGACAAAAAGAUUUAAUAGUAUAAUGGAUACUAUUAGAAUUUCUUUCACGAAAGCUAAAAGAGAAAAAGAAAUUACAAAUGAAAAAUUUACAAAAUCAGAAGAUAUAAAGAAAAAAAUAAUAGCUGAUUUUCAAAGGGCAAAGGAUUUAAGAAAUGUACUCAUAGAAGUUUUAGAUGAAAAUUCUGUUGAUGAAAAAAUAAAAGAAAUUAAAUUAAUUAAUGAUGAUAUUAUAGUUAAUACAGGAAAUAUAAAUGAAUUUUUAACGAUAACUGAACAACAUAAGGAAAAUUGUAGAAUGAAUUAUCAUAAUAUAGAAAGGGGAAAAUAUACAAUAGAGUAUUUAAAAAACCAUGAUUAUAAUGAGAAGAAAGAAAUAACAGGAAGUGUAAUAGAAGAGAUAAAUAAAUAUGUUAAAGAAAGUAGAGAUUACUCCGAUAAAGCAGAUAAAUAUAGUAUAGAUACUAGAAAUAAUUAUGAUUUAUGCUGCAAAUAUAAAGAGGACAUGGAUGAUCUUUUAAACGAAUCUUUAAUUUUAGGAGAAAACAUAAAAUAUAAAUUAAAAGUAAACGAAAUAAAUAAUAUAUGGGGAGCGAUUCAAAAUGAUUAUAAUAAUAUUGAAAGUCUAUUAAAAAAAUUAAUAGGAAGAUUAAAUAUAUUAAAAAAAGAUAUCAUUAUAAUAGAACAAGAAAAAGAAGAAACAAAUAGUGAAAAGUCUAUAAAAGCAUAUGGACAAAUUCAAACUACAAAAGUGCAUUCAAAUAGAUUAUUAGAAGAAUUAGAGACCUUAAAACAAAGAACAAUGGAUAAUUUGAAUGGUUCUAAAAGUGCAGUGGAAUUGAUUUCAAGAGAGAAUGAAACAGCAGAAAAAGAAAUAUCCGACAGACUAAAAGCAGAGCAGGAAAAUUUAAAAAGAAGUAUAGAAAUUUUAAGGAAAGUAGAAAUUAAUAAAAAUUUAAUGAGCGAUGAAUUAAAUAAACUAAAAGGAAUAGAAAUUAAUAUUAAUGAUAUGGAUAAUGAAAUGAAAAAAUCUAAGAAAUUAUACGAAGAAGGAAUUUUGGAAGAAAUAAAAAAAGUAGCUGAUAAAGAAAAGGAAAAUAUUGAAUUCUUAAUGAAAUCAAUAAACGCAACAAUUGGCAAUAUAAUUACAUUUAUAGGGGAAUUACAGUUAGAAGAAAAUGACUUAGUAGAAAAAUGUGAAGAUACUAGAAAAAAAAUGAAUGAUAUAUAUAAUAUAUUUGAUAAAUCCUAUGGAAAUAUAGAAAAAUUUGUAUUAAACAUUAUAGAACCUACUAGCACAUAUGCUAGUGCAAAAGAGAAAAGAGAAGAAGCCGAAUUAGAAGAAGAAAAACUUAAGAAUCAAAAACAUGAAAUGGAAAAUUUGUUAAAAAUUAUUAAUGAUAUUAAGAGAAAUGAGAUUUUAAGAUUAAUACUACAUAUGAAGAAGGAUUUGGAUAAGUUGGAUGAAAAAGCUAAAGAAGAGCAUUCAUGGAUAGAAAUACAAAUAAAAGAUAUCAAAGGAAAUAUAGAAAAUAUAAAAGAUUCUGAUAGUAUAAAUAGUGCAUUGGAUGAGUUAAAUAAAAUAAAAAAAAAGAGCGAUGAAAUAAACAAAAGUAAAAUAAGGUAUUCUGCUUAUAAAGACGAAAUACAUGCAUUUUACAGUAAUAUAAAUAAAACACUAAGCUUUAUAGAUAUGGGUAUAAAAACAAUAUCAGAAAUGAAAGAUUAUGAAAGCAUGAAGAAUAUAGAAGAUAUUAUUUUAAGAAUAGAAGAAAAUUUAGGUGAUAUAAAUAAAAAAGUAAGGGAGAACAAAGAUAUCCUAAUAAAAGCUGAAAGUAUUUAUGAAGAAGUAAAGUUAAGAGAAGAAUUAAAAAAAAGAAUUAAGGAAGAGUUAAAUAAAAUUGAUGGUAUCUUCUCUAUAAUACAAGGUGCUCUUGAUAAAUAUACAAAAAUAAAAGAGAUAAAUUUUGAUGAUGAAAAGUGUGAUGUAUUUUUUAAAAUUAUCAAAGAGAGCGAAAAUCUAAAAAAUAUAUCAAAUGCUUACAUGAGUAAAUUAAAUAAAAUGGAUGGAGUAUUAAAAUUAAAUACAAUAAAAACUGAACUUGAUAAUAAAAAGUCUUCUUUAACUGAUUUAGAACGUCGUGUUGAAGCAACAAAAACAGAUAAGGACGAGUUUUCUAGUAAAAUAUUAAGGGGUAUAAAGAAUAACAUUGGAACAAUUACAAAAGAGAUAGAUUACGAAUAUAGCAAUGUUUCAGAAAUUAAUAUAUUUUUUUAUGAGUUACUAGAAUUAGGAAAAAAUUAUAAAUUAUCUUUGCAAUAUGCGGUUAGUACAACUGUAAAUAUUGAAAUAUCAAAAGAUAUGUUAAUAAUAGAAAAAAAAAAAAAAGAUGCUGCAUUAUGUGUACAAUAUAUUAAAAAUAGUUGUGAUUCUAUGAUUAAUGAUAUUAAUAUAAUAAAUAAAAGCUAUAAAAGUAAUAUUAUAAGUACUUAUGAAUCUAACAAUGUUGAGAAUGCAAAUGUUCUUUCAGAGGAACUUAAGAGAAAGGGGGAUGAAGGGAUGAAAACAACAAAUGAUAUAAAGAAAUUACUUUUAACAAUGAAUGAAAGUAAAGAUGAAAAUAAAGUAGAUGAAUAUUUACAGAAACUAAAAGAUAUGUAUGAAAUUUUUCAAAAAGAAAGGAUAAAUAUAAAUGAAAUUUUUAGAAAUAUCAAUGAUAUAAAAUUAAAAGAAAUGGAUAAAAAUAGUGAGAAAUUAAUUGAUAUAGCACAUUUACAUAAAAAUAUUGUAGAAAAUCAAGAAGAAAAAUUUUUAAACAUGAAAAAGCAAUUAAGUGAAAUAAGAGAUUUUUUAAUAGGAAGAGAAAAAGAAUUACUUGGUAUUGUUGAAUGUGUAGACAUAGAAUGUAUGCAGAAGAUCAACAAAAUAGAUGAAGAAGUUAAGCAUAAAACUAAGGAAAUAAGUGAAUUAGAAAAUAAUAGUAGUAGUGAGAACAACAAAAUAUUAAUAUAUACAGAAAAAGUUUCCCAUUUAAUAGAAAGAGCGAAAUUUUUAUUGAGAGAUAUAGAAUUAUAUGAACAUGAAAGUGAUUAUGAUUUAUCAGAAAAAAUGAACAAUAGUAUGCUAGAUGAAUUAGACAAUUAUAUAAAAAGAAUUAAGGAGAAGGGAAAUAAAUCGAAGGAACUUUUCGAAAAUUAUAUACAGAAAAAUAAAGAUCUUUUUCUUGAAAAUAAUAAUACAUUUCUUUCAGUUCAUGGUAUUAUUAAGAAUAUAAAUGACAUAAUAGAAAUUUAUCGAAGAAAAUUAAGUGGUCAGGAAGAGAAAAAUAAAAUAAGAGAUAUUCUAGAUGAAACUAUUAAAAAAAAUGAACAUGAAAACUUUUCAGUAAAUGAUGAUAUUAAUAAAAAUUCUCAAAAAGGUGAGGGAAAGCAAAAUUUAACUAAAAAUAUUGUUAGUAAUGGAAAUAAAGAAUCCAAUGAAAAUAAUGAUAGUAAAGGAAAAAAUAAAACUGAAGGUAAAACUAUUAAAUUAGCUCACGGAAUGUUAGGUGGUUUAUUAAUAAGUUGUGUAAUUGUCGUUAUUUUAUAUAAAGGUAAGGGUGUGGAAAAUAAUGUGGAUGAAUAUGUGCAUGAAGAAUAUGAAAAUGGUGAGGAUUUAUUUAAUUCCAGUGAUCGUGAAGAGGUUAUUGAAGUAAACUUUAUAGAAGGUGAGUAA